AUGGACUUGAAAGAUCGUAGUGUUGGAGAGGCGGGGACAUCGACAUUAUUGGAUGAUUCAUGGUUUUCUUUUGAUAGCUUUACUGCCUUUGCUUUUGCAAGUUUGAUGGUGGAAUCACAGGAUUUCUUUUCAUUAGUGCAAGAUGCUUCAGUUGUUGAUGGAGAUCUUCUCUCAUGGACAUGGAAAUUAAAAAAGCUGCUUGAAAAUAGUUUAGGAUUUUUGUUCCAGCAGAAAAGUGCAAUUGAUGGAAUCUACUUUGAAGAGAAUAAUGAGUAUGCUCCUAUGGUUGAGAUGUUGGAUGAGCCGAGCGGUAGCGAACCCACAUCUUAG
Molecule: messenger RNA, 330 nt
Organism: Gossypium raimondii (Peruvian cotton)
Lineage: Eukaryota; Viridiplantae; Streptophyta; Magnoliopsida; Malvales; Malvaceae
Exons: 4
Coding region: 1-330 (109 amino acids)
Source: RefSeq, a predicted model, not a curated record